Molecule: messenger RNA, 1583 nt
Organism: Coffea eugenioides
Lineage: Eukaryota; Viridiplantae; Streptophyta; Magnoliopsida; Gentianales; Rubiaceae
Product: protein PMR5-like
Exons: 5
Coding region: 134-1315 (393 amino acids)
Cellular component (GO): Golgi apparatus
Molecular function (GO): O-acetyltransferase activity
Source: RefSeq, a predicted model, not a curated record
CAACACCAGUAAAAAGUACCCCCAACUCCCUCCAAAAACUUCCCUCCUUAUUCUCUCCCACUGUUUCUUGAUUUCUUCUUUAGUAAGCAGUACUUACAAAGACUUCCUAUCUUUCUAGCUAAAGCUUUAUGCCAUGGCUCUUCUGUACUCAAAAUCUGCUUCAUUUUUGGCUUGUAUCUUCUGCUUCACUACAAUUCUAUGCCUAAACCUGCUGCAAUUUGACAGUGCCUCGGCAGUCUUGUUAGUGGGUUUGAGGAAUCAGCACAGUCACCCUCACCAUAGAAGGCCAAUGCUCCAAGCCAACCAGAGCUCAUGCUCCUUGUUUGUGGGCUCCUGGGUUCGUGAUGAUACUUAUCCUUUUUAUCCAUCUUCUUGUCCCAUCAUCGACCCUGAAUUCAACUGUCAAGCGUAUGGCCGACCCGACUCUGAUUAUCUCAAAUUUCGUUGGAAACCAGCCAACUGUGAUCCUCCCAGGUUCAACGGGCUGGAAUUUCUGAUAAAAAUGAAAGGGAAGACUGUCAUGUUUGUGGGCGAUUCACUGGGACGCAACCAAUGGCAAUCUCUAAUUUGCAUGAUUUCAGCUGGGGUCCCAAGUUCCCCAACGCAAUAUCAGAGGGGUGACCCUCUGUCAACCUUCAAAUUCUCGGAAUAUGGUGUGUCCGUGUCGUUUUACAGAGCACCAUAUUUGGUGGACAUAGACACGGUGCAAGGCAAGAGAGUGCUGAGAUUGGAUGACAUAAGAGGAAAUGGUAAUGCGUGGAGGGGAGUGGAUGUGCUGUCAUUUAACACAGGUCACUGGUGGUCUCACAGAGGAGCUCUUCAAGGGUGGGACUAUAUGGAGUCAGGUGGAAGCUUGUAUCGAGACAUGGAUCGCUUGGAUGCAUUGGAGCAAGGUCUGAGAACGUGGGCCAGAUGGGUUGAUGCAAAUAUUGAUGCUAGUAGAACCAGGGUCUUCUUUCAGAGUAUCUCGCCUACGCAUUACAACCCCAGUGAGUGGAGCACAGGUUCAGCAACAGCAGCCAAGAGUUGUUAUGGUGAAACAUCCCCAAUGACAGGGACAACCUAUCCAGGAACCUACCCGGAUCAAAUGACUGUUAUAAAGACAGUGAUGAGCGACAUGAACUACCCUCCAUUUUUGCUUGAUAUUACUUUGCUCUCAGCAAUGAGGAAAGACGCUCACCCUUCCAUUUACAGUGGUGAUCUCACCCCUGAGGAGAAAGCCAAUCCUGACCAUUCUGCUGAUUGUAGCCAUUGGUGCCUGCCUGGCUUGCCUGAUACUUGGAAUCAACUAUUCUACACUGCCAUGUUCUUCUGAACUCAUUUUAGGCCUUUCUGUUCACCCUUUCCGUUCGGAUUUCUUUUUUUUUGUCUUUUUCAGUUGUCCUUUCUCUGUAGGUGUUGAUGCAAUAUUAUACCCCAGGAAAGCUGAGGCUAAGAAAUCUCCUCUCCUGCUUGUAACAUACAGUGCAUUUAAUUAGGUGGUUGGACUGAAAGGAUAUGAACAUAUAUUUAAUGAUUCUGUAUAUUCAAAAACAAGUCUUACCUUUGCAGCAGAACGAAUGUAGAAAGUGUGUUGAAUUUCA